CUCACACCAAACCACCAGGGCAAGUAAUGUUGUCGCGGGCCGAGAAACUGGUUCGUACUUCACUUGUUGUGCUCCAUCUCUUUCCGCUGGGCCUGGAUGUCUUACUACCUCCAGCCACAUCUCCGAAGGAGCUUGUUCCGCCAUUGUCCAAUCAACGAUUUCAAUCCGGAAGGUACGCGACGGGUACUUUCGGAAAUGUGGCUCGGGCCAGGCACACCCGCGCGGCACUGUGGCUGAUCCCGACGGCAACCGAGGAUAUCCGCGACGCUAGUCGUGCAGAAAUUUGAUCUAUACCGGU
Messenger RNA from Aspergillus brunneoviolaceus CBS 621.78, 298 nucleotides. RefSeq lists its product as uncharacterized. The transcript has a single exon. The record is from RefSeq and is a predicted model, not a curated record. NCBI's taxonomy places the organism in Eukaryota, Fungi, Ascomycota, Eurotiomycetes, Eurotiales, Aspergillaceae. The coding region runs from base 27 to 287 and encodes 86 amino acids.